GAAAGCUUCUACAAAGGGGAAAGCCAAAGAGACCACAACAACAACAUUUCCCAAUGCAGCUGCCUCAGGGAACAAUGACUUCAAUAACCCCAAGAGAACAAAACUAGAAGAGCAAAACAAUGGAAAAGAGAAUAAAGCUAAUAAUCCAAAGGCUGCAGAAAGUGUGAAAGACUAUAUUCAUGUGAGAGCUAGAAGGGGUCAGGCCACUGAUGCCCAUAGCCUUGCAGAAAGAGUUAGAAGAGAAAAGAUCAGUGAAAGAAUGAAGCUUUUGCAAGAUCUAGUGCCAGGCUGCAAUAAGGUGACUGGAAAAGCUGUGAUGUUAGAUGAGAUUAUAAACUAUGUGCAAUCCUUGCAAAGACAAGUUGAGUUUCUGUCAAUGAAGCUUGCCACAGUAAAUCCGAGAAUGGAGUUUGACAUGGAAGCUCUUCUAUCCAAGGAUGUGUAUGAAUAUCAAGGGACAAUGUCUCAGAAUGUGUUUUCAUCACCGAAUGCCUCCGGAUCACCAAUUCCAUAUUCUUUUCAAUCUCAGCAUUCACUCCCAACUUUGCAAUCUGUCCAUUGUAAAGGAUCAGAAGCCCCUUUUUGUAGAAAUCAGGAUCUCACAUUGCCUCAUAUGGACACUUAUCUUGAUCCAUCCUCUCAGGUGCCUGUAUUCUUUGAGGAUGAUCUAAGUAGUGUUGUCCAUAUGGGUUUUGGCCAAAACCAGACACAGAACUUUCAUGGAACUUUAAGUACUUCUGAAAUGAAAGCAGAGCUAUGAUCCUCAACAUAUCUGAUAGCGGGAGAAAUGUUCCACUGUUCAUUAUGAAGCCCCAAUUAGGAGAGGCUUUUUAUGUGUACAGAAGAAAUGGCAGUUCAACAGUGAGAUUCUGAGCUCAAAAGGAAAAAGUUCAAUCUUUUCCAUUCCGGCCAUUCUUGAUUCAUAACUAAUUUAGUAGCAAUUAGACAGAUAAUUAUGAUUUUUGUUACUUUUUCACAUAGAAAGAUUGAAGGAAUAGAGACCCUAUUUUUGUGAUAAUUCAGAGAUGUCACAUGUAACAUAUUGUAGAUAUGACAAAUUGUGUCUCAUGGGUUGAAUUGAUUGAAAGAAUUUAAAGACUUUAUGUAACUCAUUAUAUUCUCAAGUCUCCUUUGGUUUUUAGUCACUGAUUAAAAUAAAGCAUUCAUA
This is a messenger RNA of Cuscuta epithymum, 1168 nucleotides long. The record is from the annotation of a GenBank genome assembly. Lineage: Eukaryota; Viridiplantae; Streptophyta; Magnoliopsida; Solanales; Convolvulaceae.